AUGGUUUUUCCACACUUAUUACUGUGCAAAACAAAGUCCGAAAUUGAUGGAUCUUUAUCCAAAACAAUAGCAAGGCGACUUAAGCAAUGGCAAGACGGAGACCUGGAUGGACUAUAUAACGAAGGAAAGGCGCUGCAAAUGCGCUUGUUGAAAGGAAGUAGAAGAAAAAUUGAAACUGAAGCACAACAGUUCAACAAACUAAUGAACACUGGAAAAAUAUCAAGCGCAAUUGCAAAACUAACAGACACAUCUAAAGGCGUUCUUUCGCUCGACGAGAUUGUCAAAGCUGGAAAAUCAAAUUUGAUGGGCUAUAUAAAGGAGCAGAUAGAAAAAGAAUACGGAAUUAGCUCAGUCAAGCUCGUCCCAGAGCCUGUUAAUGAAUGGAACGAUGUAGCAGGAUCGAAGCUCUUUGAUCUGAUGAUGCAAGAUCCGAAGCGUUGGUCAUUUGCAUUCCAGAAUUACGUACAACUUCUGAUGUUCCGAGCGCACCACCUCAAUUUUGAUGACAGCAAAGUUCAUCUGAUGGAGCGAUCUCUGCACUCUGCGCGGUACGUUUUCGAGGAAAAUCACAAAAAACUCAGUAACCUUACUCCGAUGGAGUUUAGUAUUCUCGAAGAGUUUUACCAGACAAUGAAUUCUGAACUUGAAGCAAAAUCUUGCACUGUAGACUGCUUCCUGUACUUGGAAACAACUCCCGAAUUAUGUCAUCAGAGAUUGCAACACAGGCUGAAAAGCCAAGACGCUGAGAUGACUAAAGAAGAAUCACGAGUUACUCUGCAGUAUUUAAAGUCCUUGCACGAACUUCACGAGACUGAAUUUCUGAACAGAGCAGAGUUCAAGGACAAAGUUAUUCGUGUGGAUGCAUCGGGUACCAAGGAAGAAUUGCAGUUGAGUCUCGGUUUCGAGAAAAAAUGA
Messenger RNA from Symsagittifera roscoffensis, 915 nucleotides. RefSeq names its product deoxynucleoside kinase-like. The record is from RefSeq and is a predicted model, not a curated record. Lineage: Eukaryota; Metazoa; Xenacoelomorpha; Acoela; Convolutidae. The transcript is spliced from 5 exons. Gene Ontology annotation, cellular component: cytoplasm. The coding region runs from base 1 to 915 and encodes 304 amino acids. Gene Ontology annotation, molecular function: deoxynucleoside kinase activity.